Molecule: messenger RNA, 2205 nt
Organism: Tachysurus fulvidraco (yellow catfish)
Lineage: Eukaryota; Metazoa; Chordata; Actinopteri; Siluriformes; Bagridae
Product: serine/threonine-protein kinase SBK1
Exons: 4
Coding region: 170-1192 (340 amino acids)
Biological process (GO): peptidyl-serine phosphorylation; peptidyl-threonine phosphorylation
Molecular function (GO): ATP binding; protein serine/threonine kinase activity
Source: RefSeq, a predicted model, not a curated record
AACGCUUUAGUGUUAGUGUUAGCACUGUACAGAGAAGCACCUCCCUCAUCGAGAGAGAGAGAGAGAGAGAGAGAGAGAGAGAGAGAGAGAGAGAGAGAGAGAAUGAAAGGGAAGACAUCCAGCACUCGUAACGAUCAGACACUGAGAACUGUAAAAGACAGGCAUAGCGAUGAUUGAGCUAGGCCCUACGGAGGACGGCGGCAGCUACGUAGAGGAGCUGAUGGAGCUCACGGCACAGAGUCUGAGUCACCUUGAGAUUAAAGAGCACUUCAACAUCAUCAAGGAGAUCGGCCGCGGCAAAUACGGCCGUGUGCUGCUGGUUACUCACCGCUGCAAGGGGACACCCAUGGCACUGAAGGUCCUGCCCAAAGCGUCAACCAAACUGAAGGGAUUCCUGCGUGAGUACUGUAUCUCGCUCCGUCUUUCCUCUCACCCGUGCAUUGUGGGGCUUUUCGGAAUCGCCUUCCAGUCUGAUGAACACUACGGAUUUGCUCAAGAGCUGGUCGUCGGCCGCGACCUGUUCGCUAUCAUCAAACCAAGGGUUGGGAUUUCUGAGUGUGUUGUAAAGCGCUGUGCAGUACAGAUCGCCAGUGCCUUGGAGUUCAUCCACCGCCUAGACCUGGUGCACCGCGACAUAAAGCCUGAGAAUGUGCUGCUUCUGGACACCCAGUGUCGCCAUGUGAAGCUGGCUGACUUUGGCUUGACACAGAAGCGUGGCACUCUCAUCCGCUUCAUCUCAAGCACGCUGCCUUACAUGGCCCCAGAGCUGUGCGCCAUGGUGCUGGAAGCCGGCCAGGAAACUCCUAAAGCGCCACCGCUCAGCAUAACGCCCAGCCUGGACACCUGGGCCUUUGGUGUGCUGCUUUUCUGCAUCCUUACAGGAUUCUUUCCCUGGGAAUACUGCACAAGCGAUGACUGCUUCUACGAGGAGUUUGCCGAGUGGCGGCAAAAGACAGAGACGACAGAAAUCCCAUCACAGUGGAAGAGAUUCACGCCAGCCUGUAUGGAGAUGUUUUCCAAGCUGCUGGCGCUGGAGCCUAACGACAGAUCCACAGCUGAUGUGGUGAAAGGGUAUGUUGGAAAGGACUGGGUGAGGCCAAAAUGCCCAAAUGGACUGGUGGGUGAAAGUGGAGGAAUAAGCAGCAUGUCAGCACUGAGCAGCCCUUGCCGUAGUAGCCCUGUUCUCCAGUAAUGAUUCAUGUGACAUUCCAACAUAGUCUCAUUAAAAAAAAAAAGUCAGGGUGAGGGGUGGAGAUUUGGGUCGUACCUAUUGGUUCAACUUUUUUUUUUUUUUUAACUCAAAUGCACCUUUUUCACUAGAAGGGUUUUUACCAAGAGAGAUAAUAACACCAUUUAAACAAUUAACUAAGCUUUGAAAUUGUAAAAAACAAAAUUUAAAUAAGGCCAUCUUUAAAAAUAUUCUUGUUUGCCGUAACCCGACUGACCCUGUCAAUUUAGGACCGACUCAAUUUUUUAUUUUUAUUUCUUGCUUUAAGUCCGACCGACUUGGCGGUUGUAAAUUUGCGUUAAGACCGACCAAUUUUUUUUUUUACUCUUCAAACAACUAAUACGAAAGCAAUAAAAUAAUAUUAACGGGUUCGGACACCAUAAUACAUCUAAAAAAAAUCAGUAAAACAGCUCGACACCGCUUUAACUUGGUACAAAGUUCUGGAAAAACUGUGUCCAGCAUCAAAAUGAGGUUUGCAAUGAUGCGCACGAAGGCACGGGUUGAAGACCCAGUCAGUGACGUCACGAUAUGCUAAUUUGUUUAAAGUCAUACCUACGUAAUAACCAUCACCAAAAUUGUACUUUUUUUUACAUUGAAACUUGAAAAAAAAUAUAGACCUACCUACCGACCCUUUUUUUUGUUUGUUUUUACUGUUACUGCAAACCAAAAUAUUUUUAAGGAUGGCCUAAACUACAGUUUGUGUGCUGAUAUUGUAAUUCAAGCCAAAAAUUCUGUCUGAAAAAAAAAAAAUUAUGUCAUAAUUUUGCCAUUUAUGUGUAGCAGAGUUAGUGCAUGCUGUGAAAAACAAACAUCUUUCCUACUUUGCUAUGUUUCUUAAGCUUACUCUGGAAAAAGCAUGAUAAUGUAUAGUCUUCAGUGCAUGAAUAGGUUUAUAUACUGUAUAAUUGCCCUACUAAAGUUUUAUUAUACUGUCGCCUUUGUAUCAAACAAUAAACAUUAGCGACUGACGUUGAAAA